AUGGCCGAGGUCACUUCCUCGCAGCUGCCUGAGGGCAUCUUCUCGCUGCUCGAUACCGAUCUCUACAAACUUACUAUGCAAUGUUGCGUACUCAAAUUCUUUCCGGAUGUGGCAGUAUCAUAUAGUUUCACCAAUCGCACACCAGACAAGAAACUCAAUCGCGCCGCUUUCCGCUGGCUGCAAGCUCAGGUUGACAAACUUGAAAACAUCUCUCUCUCCGAUCAGGAACACAAGUUCCUAAAGUCUAAAUGCCACUACCUCAACGGCCAAUACCUCCGAUUUCUCUCGCAGUUCCGCUUGCACCCGUCGAAGCAAUUGAAGCUGGUCUUCAACCCCAUCAACGAUACCGGCUCCGACGAUGACCUCGGCGAUUUCAGCAUACAAACCGAAGGCUUAUGGGUGGAAACAAUCCUAUACGAGAUACCCCUGCUCGCCUUGGUGAGCGAGGCAUACUUCAAGUUCGUCGAUAAGGACUGGAGCUACGCGGGUCAGCUUGAGAAGGCAUAUGAAAAGGGAUCAAAACUGCUACAGGAGGGUUGCAUCUUUUCCGAAUUUGGCACCCGGCGACGACGCGAUUACCACACUCAGGAUCUGGUGCUCCAGGGAUUGCGUCGCGCAGAAGCCGAUGGCACUCAGAAGGGGUGGCAAGGCAAGCUCACUGGCACCAGCAACGUUCACUUCGCGAUGAAGCACGGGUUGCUGCCAGUAGGAACAGUUGCGCAUGAAUGGUUUAUGGGUGUUGCAGCCAUCACCAACAACUACGAGCAUGCCAACAGGAUUGCUCUGGAAUAUUGGACGUCGACGUUUGGUGAGGGCGUUUUGAGCAUCGCACUCACAGAUACAUUCGGCACUCCGGCAUUCCUCAAGGCCUUCAAGGAGCCGAUUCCAGAGAUCACAACAGCUGCGCCGGGAGGCGCGACCACACUCGCAUCCGCGGCAUCUACUACGAACCCUGACGUUCAGACGCUAGCUCGUACGGAGCCUCCCAUCCAGGCCGGAAUCGAUGGCGAGACUAAGCAGCGGAGGACGUAUGCUGAGGUUUUCACCGGAGUACGCCAAGACUCCGGAGAUCCGCUCGACUUUGUCAAGAUGAUGCGCCAGUUCUACGAUGAGCAAGGCAUCAAGGCGAAAAAGACGAUUGUUUUCUCUGACUCACUCAACAUCGAUCUGUGUCUGAAGUACAAGGCCGCAGCAGAGAGGGAAGGCUUCCAGCCAACCUUUGGAGUCGGAACCUUUUUGACCAACGAUUAUGUUCAAGAGUCGACGGGCAAGAAGUCCGUACCACUGAACAUUGUGAUCAAGAUAGCCUCUGCUUCAGGGCGGCAUGCUGUGAAGAUCAGCGACAACAUCGGCAAGAACACUGGCGACAAGUCGACGGUCCAGGAAGUCAAGGAACGACUUGGGUACACUGAAAAGACAUGGGCAGGCGUCGAUGAGAGCACAAGAUGGGGUACAGCAGACCAGAAACCUUCGUCUUAG
Didymosphaeria variabile is the source of this 1479-nucleotide messenger RNA. RefSeq names its product nicotinate phosphoribosyltransferase (gene NPT1). The transcript has 4 exons. The record is from RefSeq and is a predicted model, not a curated record. The coding region runs from base 1 to 1479 and encodes 492 amino acids. Gene Ontology annotation, molecular function: nicotinate phosphoribosyltransferase activity. NCBI's taxonomy places the organism in Eukaryota, Fungi, Ascomycota, Dothideomycetes, Pleosporales, Didymosphaeriaceae. Gene Ontology annotation, biological process: NAD+ biosynthetic process.